AUGGCGCCUCUCACUGACGAUGCCGGCGAAACGUUUAGGAAUGUAUCCAGCCAAUGGUCCAAUGCUGGAAAUCGCGAUACUAUGGCAGAGAACACGCGACUAGGUACGUUCCACAAGCGUUUCCCUCAAUACAACAGUGACGAGGCUGUAAAGCGUGUGAUCGCUCGUUUUGACUUUGAGGCAGGUGAUCCGGAUGAAAUGUCAUUCCGCCGCGGCGAGGUGAUUGAAGUGGUGGGGCAAGAAGACGAGAAUUGGUGGCGUGGUCGGAUGCCAGGGGGUCGAACCGGCCUCUUUCCCGCUAAUUACGUCGACCAUUUGCCUUCUGUUCUCUAA
This is a messenger RNA of Protopolystoma xenopodis, 333 nucleotides long. Lineage: Eukaryota; Metazoa; Platyhelminthes; Monogenea; Polystomatidea; Polystomatidae. The record is from the annotation of a GenBank genome assembly.